This is a messenger RNA of Heterostelium album PN500, 534 nucleotides long. RefSeq lists its product as uncharacterized. The transcript is spliced from 3 exons. Gene Ontology annotation, molecular function: protein binding. The record is from RefSeq and is a predicted model, not a curated record. Bases 1 to 534 code for a protein of 177 amino acids. Lineage: Eukaryota; Evosea; Eumycetozoa; Acytosteliales; Acytosteliaceae.
AUGUCUAUGAAUGCAAUAUUGAUUAUCUAUAAAAUCGUUGCAAGUGUUCUUUUUAAAAAUAAGGAUCGUCAUGUAUAUCCUGGCUCUCUAUCGAUAAAGCUACUAGAUCUGGCAGCUGAAUACGGAUAUCUAGAAGUUCUAAAAUGGAUGCACUACAAUAAUAUUGGUGAAUGUUCAGUGGAGGCAAUGAACAAGUCUGCUGAAAAUGGAUUCUUGAAAGUCGUUGAGUGGCUCCAUUUAAAUCGCUCUGAAGGAUCUAGUACUGAGGCAUUAGACAAUGCAUCAAAAAACGGACAUCUCUCUGUUGUAAAAUGGUUGCAUUUCAACAGAACUGAAGGUUGUACGGUAAAAGCGAUUGACAAAGCCGCUUAUUUCAGGUUCAUAGCUGUUAUUGAAUUUCUCCAUUUUAAUCGCACUGAAGGAUGUUCCUGUGAUGCAUUCGAUGGUGCCUCCUUCAACAAUCAAAUCAAUGUAUUGGAUUGGCUAAAAAAGAAUAGAACUGAAGGAUUUUCAAGCAAACAUUUGUUGCAGUAG